GCGGUAGCGGCGCAGAAAGCCGGGCGCACCCUGUGGUCCCCGCGCGCGAUGGCUGCGGAGCCCGAAGUCGCCGGGACGCGGGCGCCGGGGCGCGGCGCGCGCCUCUUCACGUGGGAGGAGGUGGCGCAGCGCUCAGGGCGCGGGGAGCGCUGGCUCGUGAUCGAGCGCAAGGUGUACGACAUCAGCGACUUCGCGCGGCGCCACCCGGGAGGCUCGCGGGUCAUCAGCCACUACGCGGGCCAGGAUGCCACGGAUCCCUUCACUGCGUUCCACAUCGACAAAGCCCUUGUGAGAAAGUACAUGAGCUCGCUCCUGAUCGGGGAGCUGGCUCCGGAGCAGCCCAGCUUCGAGCCCAGCAAGAACGAGGCGCUGACCCAUGAGUUCCGGGCACUGCGGGCCGCAGUGGAGCGGAUGGGACUCUUGAGAAGCAGCCAUCUCUUCUUUCUGCUGUACCUGCUGCACAUCCUGCUGCUGGACAUCGCCGCCUGGCUCACCCUGCACAUCUUUGGGACAUCCUUGGUACCCUUCCUCCUCUGCGCUGUGCUGCUGAGCGUGGUCCAGGCGCAGGCCGGUUGGCUGCAGCAUGACUUCGGGCACCUGUCGGUCUUCAGCACCUCCACACUGAACCACCUGCUGCAUCACUUCGUGAUCGGUCACCUGAAGGGGGCCCCUGCCAGCUGGUGGAACCACAUGCACUUCCAGCACCAUGCCAAACCCAAUUGCUUCCGCAAAGACCCAGACAUCAACAUGCACCCCUUUUUCUUCGCCUUAGGGAAGGUGCUUUCGGUGGAGCUCGGGAAACAGAAGAAAAAGUACAUGCCGUACAACCACCAGCACAAGUAUUUCUUCCUGAUUGGGCCACCAGCUCUGCUGCCGCUCUACUUCCAGUGGUACAUUUUCUAUUUUGUCAUCCAGCGGAAGAAGUGGGUGGAUCUGUUCUGGAUGCUCACCUUCUACGUGCGCCUGACCCUCACCUAUGUGCCCCUGCUGGGCCUCCAGGGCUUCCUGGGCCUAUUCUUCAUCGUCAGGUUCUUGGAGAGCAACUGGUUUGUGUGGGUGACACAGAUGAACCACAUCCCCAUGCACAUCGACCAUGACCGCAAUGUGGACUGGGUGUCCACGCAGCUGCAGGCCACCUGCAAUGUGGAGCAGUCCUUCUUCAACGACUGGUUCAGCGGCCACCUCAACUUCCAGAUCGAGCACCACCUCUUCCCCACGAUGCCCCGGCACAACUACCACAAGGUGGCGCCGCUCGUGCGGUCCCUGUGUGCCAGGCACGGCAUUGCCUAUCAGUCCAAGCCGCUGCUGGCCGCCUUCGCAGACAUCGUGCGCUCACUGAAGGAGUCAGGACAGCUGUGGCUGGACGCCUAUCUUCACCAGUAGCAGUGGAUCCCCAGCUCCGCGUGGAAGAGGAAGCGGGCGCACAAGGGACACAGAGGGACACCCACUGCAGUGGGGUGUUGGGGAUGUUGGGGGGUGGGGACACAAGGGCGGGGAUGUUGUUUCCUUUACUACUUUAGUAGAUGCAGGUGGGUGGUGAGUAGCAGGGACGGGAAAGGGGUCGGAGCAGGGUCCCUGGUCUACUUCUUAGUAACUCACCUCCCUCCCUAGUAGACCUCAGAGGGCAGGAGCAGCUGGCUGGAGUGCUCAGGAGGGGACCAGCCACCUCUCACCAAGGCCCUGAGAGCUCAGGUCUCCACCAGGUCCCUGUGCCUGCAUUUGCAGUCCAGGGUCAAGAGGGCGAAGGCCAGGAUUGUUGUCUGGAGACGUUUGGCCCACAAGACCCUGGUGCUGCUGCUAUCUGGCUAGGGAUCCAUGAGGAUUCUGUGGGAACCAGUGGAGGCCAGGGUGUUGUUGCUGGCUGUUCGAAACCCUCUUUGUCUCACCUCUAACCAUGCGCCGGGAUGCAGGACUCUUCC
Molecule: messenger RNA, 1919 nt
Organism: Octodon degus (degu)
Lineage: Eukaryota; Metazoa; Chordata; Mammalia; Rodentia; Octodontidae
Gene: Fads1
Product: fatty acid desaturase 1
Exons: 12
Coding region: 49-1383 (444 amino acids)
Biological process (GO): lipid metabolic process
Cellular component (GO): membrane
Molecular function (GO): oxidoreductase activity, acting on paired donors, with oxidation of a pair of donors resulting in the reduction of molecular oxygen to two molecules of water
Source: RefSeq, a predicted model, not a curated record